Molecule: messenger RNA, 3631 nt
Organism: Exophiala mesophila
Lineage: Eukaryota; Fungi; Ascomycota; Eurotiomycetes; Chaetothyriales; Herpotrichiellaceae
Exons: 2
Coding region: 285-3275 (996 amino acids)
Biological process (GO): regulation of DNA-templated transcription; DNA-templated transcription
Molecular function (GO): DNA binding; DNA-binding transcription factor activity, RNA polymerase II-specific; zinc ion binding
Source: RefSeq, a predicted model, not a curated record
CCGACCCCCCCCAAAUCCCCAUCCUCCUCGUCCUCGAUCAGUCGUAACCCAUACACACGAGCAUUCCUACCGCGCCAGGUCCAUCUGCCACAGCCUGACGCCUUUUGCCAAACCAGGCCGCUCUCGAGCUUGAGAUCGUCUUCACGUGCACUUCCUCACAAUCAGUCGCCAUUCAUACAACUUUUGUAACCUACGAUUCUCCCCUCCCCUUUCUCCCCUCACCGCCUCUUCGCGCCGAUCCUGGUGUACCAUGGGUUGGGCGAGCCCUCUUGAGCUCGUGUAGCAUGUCCAACGUCGACUCCACAUCCGCAACUUUUCUUCCCCCACCCCGUCAAAUCCGUUUUGUGUCUACCGAUGGGCAACCAUAUACCAAGAGACGUCGCAUCAACUCGGCUUGUCUGACCUGUCGGAAGAGAAAAACCCGUUGUUCAGGUGAACGCCCAGAAUGCAAGACCUGCACGGAUAACAGCCAUGUUUGCUCCGGCUACGCAGAACGGUCCUCGCGAAGAGACAAUGAGAAAGGCGAGGAUGAUUUGGAAGAGGAGGAGAGUCCUGGACCUCCCACGCCUCCGCGGCAACCCAGCCACGAGUUCAAUUCCACCAACCCCAUGCAACUCGCAGUCGAGAACCCAGUUCCCGCAACGUCGUCUCCCACGGCGCGUCGAGGCGAUGGCGAUGAGAGACAAGGCAUUAAGAGCCCGGCCAAAAGUCCUGGCAGCAACUACAGUACCGGUUCAGCACGAAACUUUCGUGUGCCUUAUUUUCGCUAUUUUGGACCUACCGCCAUUGUUCCGGGCUUCAAACAAAUGGUGGUCCAGCUCAAGGAUCAUCGGAGAAGCUUAGCCUCUCCCACCGACGACUCUCCUGCUUCUGGUCUACCUUAUGAAAACAACUCGGCCUUGGAUCGUGAUCGUGGCCCGGUGGAGAUAUCCUUCUACGAUGCGACUGACCCCGGGCCUAAUUCACCACUGGUGACACAUCUUUGUGAGACCUUCUUCACCCAUCUCGGAUGCAACUAUCCCUUUCUGCAAAGAGAGCGCUUUCUCAAAGAUCUCGAGGAGAAAUGCGUUGACGCCAUUCUGGUCGAUGCCGUCUGCGCCGUGGCUGCACGAUUUUCGUCUGAUCCGACGCUGUGCAAAUCCAACGACAGCUCGACGCCCCUCGAUCGGGAUCAGAAUGUUAAGAGGGCCUUCCGGGGCGCCCCCUUUGCCCACCGAGCCAUGUCGGCAGUCAUUGACACUUUCUCCUGCCCCACCAUCGCAGUUGCUCAGGCAUGUACGCUACUGGCUUAUGACGAGUUUGGAACCGAUCACGACAGCGGACUGUGGAUGUAUUUGGGCACUGCCAUCCGUAUGGCUCAGGACCUCGGCAUUCAGAAGCUUGAAGGAAUGCAGGUCGAAGGUCGGAUUGGGCCGACUCCAAAAACGGCAAAGAAUGGGGCAGAAGGCAAGGCAGAAGAAUCCAGAAGGGCUGAACAACAACGAAAGUUGUCCUUGAUCACUACGGACGACGACGGCGUCACCCUUGAAGACCGCAAAGCCAGCGAGCGUGAAAGAAUCGACACCUUCUGGACCAUUUUCUUUCUCGAUCGUGCUGUGUCAUCUGGCGUCGGUCGACCAGUAACGCUGCGAGAUAAGGACAUUGAAAUCUCGUUUCCCUACCGACCCGAUAACACCGCCAUCAGUGGAUACCCCGAUCCAUUUCCUGAAAUGAUCAAGAUUGUGCACAUGUAUGGACGUGUGGCCGAUGUGAUCAACAACAUUAAAGAAGUCACUCAAGUCACUCCUGGAGUCCUGAAGAGGCUGGCGAGUAUGGAGAAGGAUCUUACAGGAAUAUACCAGCGACUAUCACCAAAGCUGCAUUUCAACGCCACCAACUAUCAACAUUAUGUCAAGGCAGGACACGGAACCAACUUUAUUCUCCUUCACUUCUGGUUCCAUACGUUAAUCAUGCUGGUCCACCAACCGACGCUGCUUCAUUCUUUCGAAGGUCGAAUCCAACAACUUUUUCCGGAUAGUCGAGAAUUGUCCAUGUCGUCGGCAAAAACGAUUGCCGACAUCCUGGCAUUUGCCGAAUUAAUCGAUGUUAACAGCUUCAUCGGCAAUCCUUUUACGAGUCAACCCAUGUACGUGGCAGCGUGCGCCUUCCUCGCCGAAGCAGCGCUUCACACAUCUCAACCGUCGUCGCGGGCGACGUCUCCACCGGGCAAUGGGAAUGAUGCGCACGUCAAGCAAAAGCAGCUUUCAGAGAAUGCCAGAUCGGAGCAACGGGCAGCUUCAGCACGUCAUACAUUGCUCGCCACAGCGGCCAAUCAGAAUUACCAACGAUGCUACAAGGCACUCAAGACGUUGGACUCGUACUGGGCUGGGUGCAGAUAUAUCCUGACGGCCUUGGACCAAAAAGCGAAAGGCCUGAUGGAUCCUAUCCUGUUUACCGCGGAAGACUUGGACGGGGAAAUGCCUUCAACCGAACCAUCAUUCACAACACCGGGAUGGCGGCGCGGGACAUCGCUGGCGGCGUCGAUGGGGGCGUAUGGACCCAGCCCCAAUCGGUUCCCUGCGUUUAAGUCGUUCGAAGAGGGAGUAUCGUUCUCCCCAAAGAUGGACCUCAGUCAGGCUAUAGGCUGGUCACUGACCGGGACAGCCAAUUCACCGGCCCCAAAUCUCAGCGUGUUGUAUCCCAACUCGGGGGUAGACGGUGUGGAAAAAGCAACGAAUGAAUUUGCAAGUAACCACAGACGACAGUUCCGAGUGGAUUCAACCAGAUUGCCAUCACAGGAUUCAGUUCCUACUCAGGGCCACAUUGCUGCGCCGAUGGAUGCGCUGGCUUAUCAGCAAGCCAUGCCCCAACGCAGACGAAUGUCAUCGUUGCCGUAUGACCCCGUGUCCACUGCUGAAGCCGAUUUAUUACUAGGGCUGCAUUCGCCAUAUGGGACGUCGUCAUCACAUCCAUCGGUGGUGAUGCCACCAGGGAAUUCCCAGGUUCAAGCGGGAACAGGGUUUGAUUACUCGACGCCACAAUCGGUGCCACAACCGGGACACGUGCAGCAACAGCAGCAAAACUUAUUUCAGUUUAAUGAUCACGACUUUGACAGCAUGUUUGUCGAGACCCAAGACAUCAACAUGGGGGAUCAGAAUCUGAACCUCAACUUCUCCGGGGGAGAUAUGAUCCCGUGGUUGGAGUACUUGCCUCAAGAUGUGCUGAAUUAUUUUGGAGAACCCCAGCAUGGCGAGGGCGACCGGGGUUUAUCAGGCGGAGUGCAUCCUGCAGGCUGACUAUGCGUGCCAUGCGUGCCAUGUUUCUCGGUUGUCUGAAUCUGACCUGUGAUGUUCAAUUCGGAUGCUCGCCAUGGCUGCUGGGUUCGUUAAAGGAUCAGUCACCUGCCGCGAAAGGAUGAUAACACGUCAGAAGAUAGGGUCGGAUGGUCCAGUGUAAGAUGGAGAUGAACGUGAAAGCAUAUCCCAUCUGUCUAGAUUACCCUCCGUGAUCGGAGGUGUUAGAGUAUGCAUAAUGGCAGAUGAUGUUUGAUUUGGCGAGGCGAUAAGGUUGAUAAGGAGCAGUGAGAUGGAUCUGGAGUACGUACUUGUACAUAGAUAUAAUUUUAGUCUUGAAGCGGGAAAAGGUGGUCUGG